CCAGGGUGGCAGGGGGAGGAGCAGCAGCUUUUGUAUCUGAUCGACUGUGUGUGGCAGCUCUGUCGAUAAAAGGACGGUAAAGUGGAAUGGCCGUUGUGAGAGUGGGCAGUGCUGGAGUGGGGAGCUGAGGCUUUGGCUCAAGGGGCUUCGGUAAGGAGGCACAGGUGAGUAGCAGGUUGCUGCCUUAGUGUUGUGCUCAGGACCAAGAUGGCUGCCCUUGCUGCUCUGGGUUUAGUGUUGGUCCAGAUGGGACUCAGUGAAGGUUGGAUUCCAACCCCGGCUUCAGGUACCCCUGGCCUGGACUACGGAGAGCUGCGUCUGUCUGGAGGCCGACUGCCCAGUGAGGGCCGGCUGGAGGUUUACUACGACGGAGAAUGGGGAACCGUGUGUGACGAUGGCUGGGACAUCACUGACGCCCACGUUGUCUGCCGCAGCCUCGGUUACCUCAACGCCACGGAGGCAACUAAAGGAGGUGUCUUCGGAUCAGGAUCAGGCUCCAUCCUGCUGGACGACGUGUCCUGCACGGGAACUGAGAGCUCUCUCGCUUACUGCAAGACCAAAGGAUGGAAGGUCCACGACUGCCAACACUCGGAGGAUGCUGGAGUUCGCUGUGACCCCCGGAGAUUGGACCAGAUCUUUGGCUACAGACUGGAUCUCACGGCAGAGUUCUACGAAUCUUUAAAGGAAUUGUACGUGAGUCGCAGGAACUGCGACAUGAACAUCACGGUGACCACCCUGGAGGAUGGCCAGGAGCAGGAGCGCUCCUGUGUGCACAGACUCAUCCUGUCCCUGCACACAGACAAAAACACAAUCAGCCAGAGUCAAGGCAGUAGCUUCAACCUGCUGGUGUCCCAGGACUGCGUGCAGUACGUCAAUGACAUCAUCAGAUACUUUUACACGAAGACGAUCACCAUUACGUUGUCUUCAGUCAAGUGCAUCCACAACAUGGCCUCAGACUACCGGAUCACUGCCGUCCGGAAUUACUGCGAUAAGCUCUUCUACAAACUCCUACCCCAGGACCCAUCCUUCCGACACCAGCUGGAGCUCUACAACUAUGCCGAGGCAGUGGAGGACCCCCUGCUGAAGGAGAUUUGCCUGCAGUACUUUGCCUGGAACUGUGAGUCGUUCAGUCAGACGGAGACCUGGAAUGAGCUGACAGCGGAGGAGUUGGACACCUUGCUCCAGCGGUCGGACCUGGCCAUUGAGAGUGAGUUUGUGCUGUUCCAAGCAGUGGAGUCUUGGAUCACUCACAACGGGCGGCUGGAGGUGGUGGACCUGCUGUUGAGCAAAAUCCGCUUCCCAAUGAUGUCCCCCGAGGAGCUGAUCUCCAUCCCCUUUAACUCCAGCCUGUAUGAGCAGUUUGAGAACAUGUUCACACCCCGACUGUUGGAAGCCUUUGAGUUCCAUUCCGUCCCUCUGCAGAAGUUGAGGUACUUCAGGAACAUGUCCGAGCCUGGCUUCCAACGGAUCUACACCUCCAACGAGUGGAGCAGAACCCUCCUCAUCUCCUCCAGUGGCCCAACCUCUGGCCGCAGGACCUAUCCCUACCGGCACACAGGCCCGUACGGAGGCAAAUACUCUUAUGAUCAGCAAUACUACAACAGCUACAAUGCCUACCGCUCCUCCCCCAGCGUUUUCUUCCAGACCAGACAACACAUGAGCCAGCUGUACAGCUCCAAUCACCUCUCCUGGUCAGCGUACUACCACAACUCUGCACAGCGCUGUAGGAACAGCUACGUCAUCUGUCCCUACGACACCUACCCCGUGGCAGUGUUGACCACACACAGCCCCCAGCAGAGCGUAACCUUCCACAACACCCUGCUGCUGCUCUGUAACAACAGCAGUGUCUCCUAUGUGCAAGAGAUGAAGAACUCCACGCCGUGCUCCCCUCUAGCAAUGCCACUGACCUCCUCCUCUUUGCCUGCGACACCGGCAUCUCUGCCCUCAAGUUUGUCGUCAGGGCCCUUUUAUGUUUGA
Molecule: messenger RNA, 1977 nt
Organism: Pristis pectinata (smalltooth sawfish)
Lineage: Eukaryota; Metazoa; Chordata; Chondrichthyes; Rhinopristiformes; Pristidae
Product: galectin-3-binding protein-like
Cellular component (GO): membrane
Source: RefSeq, a predicted model, not a curated record